AUGGAGUUAGUUGGGAAAAUGUGCCUACACUUCCCUCAUCUCACAAGCAAACAGACAACAGAAGAGAUCAGGGGUUUGCUGAAAAGCCCAGUGAACAAGACGGCCCUGAUGCUGAUCGCUGUGAGCUCCUGCAUCCUGGCCAUGGUGUGUGGCAGUCAGAUGUCCUGUCCACUCACUGUGAAGGUGACUCUGCAUGUGCCCGAGCACUUCAUUGCAGACGGGAGCAGCUUUGUGGUGAGUGAAGGGAGCUACCUGGACAUCUCCGACUGGUUAAACCCGGCCAAGCUGUCCCUGUAUUACCAGAUCAACGCCACCUCCCCAUGGGUGAGGGACCUCUGCGGACAGAGGACCACAGAUGCCUGUGAGCAGCUCUGCGACCCAGAAACCGGAGAGUGCAGCUGUCAUGAAGGCUACACCCCUGACCCGGUUCACAGACACCUGUGUGUGCGCAGUGACUGGGGACAGAGUGAAGGACCCUGGCCUUACACGACACUCGAGAGGGGCUAUGAUCUGGUGACAGGGGAGCAAGCCCCUGAAAAGAUUCUCAGGUCUACUUUCAGCUUGGGCCAAGGACUCUGGCUUCCUGUCAGCAAAAGCUUCGUGGUCCCACCCGUGGAGCUGUCCAUCAACCCCCUGGCCAGCUGCAAGACCGAUGUGCUCGUCACAGAAGACCCUGCAGAUGUCAGCACCGCCCUGGCCGAGGAAGGCAUUGCUGCUGCAGGUGAUGACGUUAAUACCGAGCUGCAAGAGGUGCUGAGGACCGCCGUCAUCCACGAUGGCCUAGCACGUGGAAUUCGGGAAGCUGCCAGAGCCUUAGACAAGCGCCAAGCGCAUCUCUGUGUGCUUGCAUCCAACUGCGAUGAGCCUGUAUGUGUCAAGUUGGUGGAGGCCCUUUGUGCCGAGCACCAGAUCCACCUGAUUAAGAUUGAUGACCGCAAGAAACUAGGGGAAUGGGUAGGCCUCUGUAACAGUGACAGAAGGGGGAGACCCCAUCAAGCGGCUGGUUGCAGUUGCGCAGUGGUUAAGGACUAUGGCAAAGAGGCUCAGGCCAGGGAUGCCCCUAAGGGGCACUUCCAGUGCAAGAAAUGAUCAAAUACAAAAACCGGACUCUUGUUCCUCAAAAAAAAAAAAAAAAAAAAAGAGAGAGAGAAAGGUAGGUGUCAAGCACGAUUCCAUAGCACACCCUUAUCUGUCCUGUGACAUUGGCUAGUCUUUGCA
Messenger RNA from Aethalodelphis obliquidens (Pacific white-sided dolphin), 1218 nucleotides. RefSeq names its product astrotactin-2-like. Gene Ontology annotation, molecular function: structural constituent of ribosome; inositol 1,3,4,5 tetrakisphosphate binding. The record is from RefSeq and is a predicted model, not a curated record. Gene Ontology annotation, cellular component: ribosome; endosome; membrane. Gene Ontology annotation, biological process: neuron migration; neuron cell-cell adhesion; translation. NCBI's taxonomy places the organism in Eukaryota, Metazoa, Chordata, Mammalia, Artiodactyla, Delphinidae.